AUGUCUGAAAUUACCGUCGGAAACUACCUCUUUAACCGCAUCAAACAAGUCGGCGUCGAUUCCAUCUUUGGCCUUCCAGGUGACUUUAACCUCGCCCUCCUAGACAAAAUCUAUGAGGUCCCUGGACUCCGCUGGGUCGGAAACACAAAUGAACUUAACGCCGGUUACGCCGCAGACGGUUAUUCCCGUAUCAAUGGCCUCUCUGUUCUUAUCACCACUUUUGGUGUAGGUGAACUUUCUACCCUUAACGCCAUUGCCGGUGCUUAUGCUGAACAUGUCGGCCUCGUCCACAUUGUAGGUGUCCCAGCAACUUCCUCCCAACAAAAACACCUGCUCCUUCACCAUACCCUCGGUAACGGCGACUUCCAUGUCUUUGACCGUAUGUCUGCAGGUAUUUCAGAAAAAGUCUACCUCCUCACGGAAAAUAAGGACAUCCCAGCCCUCAUUGAUGACGCAAUCCACACCGCCAAACUUAAACAAAGACCCGUCUACAUUGCCAUCCCAACAAACGUCGGCGAACUUAAAGUCCCUAAAUCAAAACUCGACACUCCUAUCGACUUUAGUCUUCCUCCAAAUGACCCAGAGGCCGAACUCGAAGCCCUUGAGGAAGUUGAAAAGUCAAUUGCUGCUGCUAAAAACCCAAUCAUUCUUGUCGAUGCUUGCGCUUACCGUCAUGGCGCCGUAGAAGAAACUAAUGCCUUGGCAAAACUUACAAAGUUCCCCGUCUUCACCACCCCUAUGGGCAAGUCUGUCAUUGACGAAGACUAUGAACGAUACGGAGGUGUCUAUGUCGGCUCUCUUUCAUCCCCAGAAGUCUUCAAGGCUGUCGAAGCUGCUGACCUUAUUCUUUCUGUCGGUGCUCUUCUCUCGGAUUUUAACACUGGCUCUUUCACUUACUCUUACAAGACUAAAAAUAUUAUCGAGUUCCACUCAAACUACAUUCAAAUCCGUAGAGCAACCUACGAAAAUGUCUCUAUGAAACCCCUCCUCGCUAAACUUGUUUCCCAACUUACCCCUCCAGACUUGCCUUUGGCCCCAGUCCCCAAGCUUGCCCGUGAACCCGCAGAGCCUGCAACUGAAACUCCACUCACCCAUAAGUAUCUUUGGCCCCGUAUCUCGGGCUUUUUGCAAUCCGGCGACAUUAUCAUCACGGAAACUGGUACUUCCUCCUUUGGUGUCACAAGCAUCGUCUACCCUGCAAAAGUCAAUGGUAUUUCCCAAGUCCUUUGGGGAUCCAUUGGUUACUCUGUUGGUUGUGCUCUUGGUGCUGCUUUGGCUGCUCAAGAACUCGACCCCUCCCGUAGAGUUUUGCUCUUUGUUGGUGACGGUUCGCUCCAGCUUACCCUUACUGCCAUCUCCACCAUGGUCCGCUGGAAAACAAACCCUUAUUUGUUUGUUCUUAACAAUGACGGUUACACCAUUGAGCGUCUUAUCCAUGGCCCUGAGUCUUCUUAUAAUGAUAUCAAAUCUUGGGACCACCAGCUUAUCUUGCCCUUGUUUAAGGCUGACCCUGAAACAAGUGAGUCGAUUGUUGUUAAGACCAAGAAGGAUUUGGAUACACUUUUCACUGAUGAAAAGUUUAAGGUGCCCAAUAAAAUCCGUCUUAUCGAGCUCAUGCUUGACCGUUUGGAUGCCCCAGAGUCGCUCUACAAGCAAGGUGAACUUACCUCCAAGACCAAUGCUAGUUAG
Magnusiomyces paraingens is the source of this 1689-nucleotide messenger RNA. RefSeq lists its product as uncharacterized. The transcript is spliced from 2 exons. Lineage: Eukaryota; Fungi; Ascomycota; Dipodascomycetes; Dipodascales; Dipodascaceae. The coding region runs from base 1 to 1689 and encodes 562 amino acids. Gene Ontology annotation, molecular function: magnesium ion binding; thiamine pyrophosphate binding; carboxy-lyase activity. The record is from RefSeq and is a predicted model, not a curated record.